Molecule: messenger RNA, 4463 nt
Organism: Callithrix jacchus (white-tufted-ear marmoset)
Lineage: Eukaryota; Metazoa; Chordata; Mammalia; Primates; Cebidae
Gene: RNPS1
Product: RNA binding protein with serine rich domain 1
Biological process (GO): mRNA splicing, via spliceosome
Cellular component (GO): ASAP complex; cytoplasm; nucleoplasm
Molecular function (GO): RNA binding
Source: RefSeq, a predicted model, not a curated record
AACUCUGACGUCAGAGCGGAGCCGGCUUGAGCGGCUGAGAAAGGCAGGAGGAGGUGUCGGCGGCGGGAAGAUGUAAGUGGGGCGGAAUCCGACCGCAUCCGAGCUUUAGGGGUUGCCAGUCAGGCCCGGCAGGAAGCAUCGUGAAGCUGGUCCACUCCCCAGCCCCGCAGUGCGGCGGCAGCAUGGCGGCGCGGUGCGGACUCUAAAAAGAAAGAGUGUAGCCCGGGGUGGGCGGGGUGGGAGGUGUCGUGGCCGUGGCCCGGAAGUGGUCGGGGCCGCGGCGGACGGAAGGGCGCCUCUGCUUCGUCCGUUCGGCGGCGGCCCAGCCAGGCCCGUGGGACUCUGAGCAGCGGGGAGCGCGGCUUCCGCCCUUGGGGCCCUCCUGCCGUGCCGGAGACCCAGGCCCCCAACGCCAGGCCCUGCCCUAGAAGCGCUCGCGGCCCGGCGCCUGGACAAGGGAGUUGUGAGUGAACGCGGACGGGGAGCGGCGAGGUCGGCGUGUCGGGCCGGUGCCGGCGGGCGCGGAGUUUCUUUGUGGGAUACAGUGGAAGGCUGGCCGAUCCCCCCAUCGGAGGCAUUGAUUCAAACAUGCACUCCGCGAACGUUUCCCGGGCUCCCGUGUGCAGUUCUCGGCGCUAGGCCUGGGGGAUGUGGCCCGCUAUGGACCGAGCACGGUGGCCUGGCCCCGUUUGAUGGGUUAACCCCGGAGGGGUGGAUACGGGAAGGUUAAGGUUGCUGGAGGAGAAACGUGGAGUAGGCUUUUUGUCUUGAUUUCGCAUGAACUGUGCCUGAAAUGUACUUUUAAAUGGGGAAGGCGCUCUGAAGAUUUGUGCCGAAACGCCCUCUCCUCGAGAUUUAACUAACUGUUCUCUCCUCUCUCUGGCUGUUGGACGCGCACCUUUCCGGAGGAUGGGGGAGGUAACCGAGGUCCUGAGCCGGUACCUGAACUUGUGUGAACAGAGAACCUCAACCUUUGCUUUCUAGCAUUCGACCGCACCCAGCAAAGCGUCCGCUUUCUCAGUGGUUCUUAGAGUGCUUAAGAACGGUGCUCCUUGAUCUCACGAAGCGAAUCAAAGUAGCGGUGUUUGAUUUCACAGAGUACAUUUGGGCAGAUCUUUAGGACUAGGGGGUGGGGCUGGAAUAUGCGGGUGUGACCUGCACUCUAGAUCUGUGCUGUCCAGUGAGGUAGCCAUUGGCCCCACGUGGCUACUGAGCAUGUUGAAAUACAGCAGCUAAUCAAAACUGAGAUGUUAAAACACACCCCAAAUUUAGAAGACUUACUCUGAACAACAACAAAAAAAGAAACCUUUAGAUUUUUAUGUUGAUUAUUUGAUGGAAAAGUAUUUUGGAUUUGUGUCAAAUGUUAAUUAAUUUCACCCAUUUUUGUGACGUGGCUACUAAGGAAUUUGAGAUUCUGCUUGUGGCUCCUCACACUAUUUCUGUUGGACAGUGCUGCUGCAGAUGAUCCUAAGGUGGGUGGGUGCGGGAGCCCUGCAGAGAGUUCAGAAAUUACGUGGGACUUUGGAGACAAGUGUCUGGGGGGGGGGAAGGAGCCUCUGGACGUGAAGAUAAAACCCUUGCUUCUCACAUGUAUUGAGCCUUUGAUUAAUGCCCUGCAUAACUGUAAGGUUGGAACUGUAGUUGUCUCCAUAUUGAUGAUGAGAAACUUGAAAAACGAUAAGUGACCUGUUCAAAAUUGCACAGUAAAACUUCAAAUCAAACCCAGGCCUCCUGGCUCCAGACUGGGAAUUAUACUCUGAUACUCACUGUUUGUCCAAGGACACCAGCCAUACCGGGCACUGCCUGCUGGGUGUCUGCAGAACAUCACUGUUCUGAGGCAAAACACUAUGCCCUGGACAAGAGCAGCAAAGGUGAUGUUCGGCCCUCCAUGACUCAUUUGACAGCUCAAAGCCAGGUGCUCUUCUUUCUUGGUCAGAACACGUUUUCAGCACUGGCAUUUCUGCAUGGGGAAACCAGAACCCCAUUAGUGUGCUGUGCCCUGCUUACGUACAGGCUGUUGGUUGGAGAAGGUGAGACAGAAGUAGCUGAGACUCACAUCCUGAGAGCUUUACUUAAAAACUCAUGCAGCUUGUGCAGACCUGGCUGGAAAUACUGAAGGCAGCAGUCCCUCUGAAAUAGAGCCCAUAGCUUAUUAGCAGUUUGUUUUGAGUAAUUUGUUACCAUUAUUUGAGCACACGCUGCAGUCCAGGCGUUUUGCUAAACUUAAACGUAGGUAGUCUUACGUGGUAGGUAGUCUCUCCCGAAACCUCAGUGCCUACUUUUUUUCUUCAACAUCUUAUUUUUGAAAAGUUUAAGCACAUAGGAAGGUUGAAUUAUACAGUUAAUGCCCACAAAAACCACUUGAGGGCUGGGAGCGGUGGCUUAUGCCUGUAAUUACAGCACUUUUGGGAGGCCAAGGUGGGCUGAUCACGAAGUUAGGAGUUUGAGACCAGGCUGGCCAGUAUGGUGAAACCCUGUCUCUACUAAAAACACAAAAAUUAGCCAGGCGUGGUGGCACACACCUUUAGUCCCAGCUACUCAGGAAGCUGAGGCAGAAGAAUCACCUACACCCAGGAGACAGAGGUUGCAGUGAGCUGAGAUCGUGCCAGUGUACUCCAGCCUGGUGACUCCGUCUCGAAAAAAACCCUUAAAAGCUGCUCUUUGGCGUAAAUUGCAAUCAAUUAGGGAUCGUUUCUCAGAAUCCAGUUAGAAGUGAGAGUUGAGAUAAGUGAGGCCGUCAUUGCUGCUUUGAACACCUCAGAAGGGGAGAAUGGAUUUAUCAGGAGUGAAAAAGAAGAGCUUGCUAGGAGUCAAAGAAAAUAAUAAAAAGUCCAGCACUAGGGCUCCUUCUCCUACCAAACGCAAAGACCGCUCAGAUGAGAAGUCCAAGGAUCGUUCAAAAGAUAAAGGGGCCACCAAGGAGUCGAGCGAGAAGGAUCGCGGCAGGGACAAAACCCGAAAGAGGCGCAGCGCUUCCAGUGGUAGCAGCAGCACCAGGUCUCGGUCCAGCUCGACCUCCAGCUCAGGCUCCAGCACCAGCACUGGCUCAAGCAGUGGCUCCAGCUCUUCCUCAGCAUCCAGCCGCUCAGGAAGCUCCAGCACCUCCCGAAGCUCCAGCUCCAGCAGCUCCUCUGGCUCUCCGAGUCCUUCUCGGCGCAGGCACGACAAUAGAAGGCGCUCCCGCUCCAAAUCCAAACCACCUAAAAGAGAUGAAAAGGAGAGGAAGAGGCGGAGCCCAUCCCCUAAGCCCACCAAAGUGCACAUUGGGAGACUCACCAGGAAUGUGACCAAGGAUCACAUCAUGGAGAUAUUUUCCACGUAUGGGAAAAUUAAAAUGAUUGACAUGCCAGUGGAAAGGAUGCAUCCCCAUCUGUCCAAAGGCUAUGCAUACGUUGAGUUUGAGAAUCCAGAUGAAGCUGAAAAGGCGCUGAAGCACAUGGACGGAGGACAAAUUGAUGGCCAGGAGAUCACUGCCACCGCUGUGCUGGCACCCUGGCCUAGACCACCCCCCAGGCGAUUCAGCCCUCCCAGGAGAAUGCUGCCGCCACCACCCAUGUGGCGCAGGUCUCCCCCACGGAUGAGGAGAAGAUCCCGCUCCCCAAGGCGCAGGUCCCCUGUGCGUCGGCGAUCACGCUCCCCAGGCCGCCGCCGCCACAGGAGCCGCUCCAGCUCCAACUCCUCCCGUUAAGCAUGCCACUGGAUCUCUCACCCCUGUAACUUAUACCCCACCCAGCUCAGUUUUGUCACUUUUCUAGCCAAAGGAAGAUCAGUAGGAAAGCAAACCCCCUCACUUGGGCAGGCAUUGCAGGCAGCAGGCAGCACCCCUCUGCCGACUGGGCUCUGGCUGCAGAAGUGCCGUUGGUGUGUGUUGUGCCUGCCAAGAUACCCGCCGAGUUUCUGGCUAGAAAGCUCACCCAUUUUCAGUUUCUGAGAGUCAGUUCAGUGACAGAGCCACCAGGGAUGAGUGAGGCUCUGGGGGAGUUGUGUGAUCUGCCUGCCUGGGAGCACACAUUUCCCACAGUGUCCUUUUGAAAAGGGAGCUGUCCUGGGCUUUAGCGCAGCUGCCAAGCCUGUUAGGCCUGGCCUCUCAAGGCCUCUUCUGACACAGGGUCACACAGCCCUGGAGAGCCUCUCACCCACGGUAGUCGCUGUGCAUGGUUCUCUCUGUCUGCACCCAUGCACACACCCCACCCCAUCGCCCUACUGUGAAACUGAUGAGUGAGUUGAGAGCCAGCUUUGCUGGGUCACCAUGCAGCCCCCGCUGUGCCUGCCCUUCAGGUUAUCUUGGCAACAUGUACAUUGCUUUUUUUUUUUUUUUUUUUUGCUUUUAUUGUACAGUCAGUACUAUAAAAUUUGUUUGAGUUUUAAAACUUUGUAGCAUUUUAGAUGACACUGUGUUUGUACUUUGUUGUGUAGAGCGGAAGAAUUGUGUUAAAUAAAUGCAGGAGUGGAAUGCAGGUCUA